AUGAAGUUCCUCACUAUUUCCACUGUCAUUUCAGUGCUUGUGACUUUUACCGUUGCUGCUCCAAUCGUUCUUAAAAAAAGGGGCUGGGAUUACUCUACUGAGACGAUCAAGGGUGUUAAUAUUGGUGGAUGGUUAGUUUUAGAACCAUACAUUACUCCUUCGCUUUUUGAAAGUUUUGGUUCCGAUCCUCCUGUUGAUGAGUACCAUUAUACUCAACAAUUGGGAAAAGACGAGGCAUCUAGUAGAUUGCAAGAGCAUUGGUCUAACUGGAUCAACGAGACCGAUUUUCAAUAUAUUGCAAAUAUGGGUCUCAAUAUGGUUCGUAUUCCUAUUGGAUACUGGGCAUUCGAGCUUAUGGACGAUGAUCCUUAUGUUCAAGGACAAGAGGAUUAUCUUGAUCAAGCUCUUGGCUGGUGUGAAAAAUACGGAUUGAAGGCUUGGAUUGACUUGCACGGUGCUCCAGGCUCCCAAAACGGUUUUGAUAACUCUGGAAUCAGAGAUCAGAUCAACUGGCAAGCUUACCCAGAAAAUGUACAAGUCACCUAUGACGUGUUAAAUCAAAUUGCUUCAAAGUACUCAAACUCUACUUACAGCGAUGUUGUUAUUGGUAUCGAGUUGCUUAACGAGCCUUUGGGAUCUUCCUUGGAUCUUGACCAGCUUAAGGACUUUUACAGCCAGGGUUACGAUAUUGUCAGAGAUCAGGGUGAUAUUCCUGUUGUUAUUCAGGAUGCUUUCCAGGCUGACAGCUACUGGGACGAUACUUUGAACACAGAUCAGAAUUCCAGCGUCUACAAAGUGAUUGUCGAUCAUCAUCACUACCAGGUGUUCUCUACAGAUGAGCUUGAGAGAGACCUUGACACACAUAUUCAGACCGUAUGCUCUUGGGGUGAUGCUGAGGGAGAUGAAUAUCACUGGAACGUCUGUGGAGAAUGGUCCGCUGCCCUCACCGACUGUGCCAAAUGGCUUAAUGGUGCUAGCAGGGGUGCUAGAUAUGACUCUAGUUACCUAGGUGGUGACUACAUAGGCUCCUGUGAUAGCCUCUACACUUACGAUGCUGACUAUUGGACUGACAGCGACGUUAUCAGCAAGUACAGACAGUACGUCGAGGCUCAAAUGGAUGCAUUCAAUCACUCUAAAGUGAGUGGAUGGGUAUUCUGGUGUUGGAAGACUGAAAGUGCCGUCGAAUGGGACUUUCAAAGAUUGGCCGGACUUAACAUCAUUCCUCAGCCAUUGAGCGAUAGAUGGUUCCCUAACCAGUGCGGCUACUGA
Brettanomyces nanus is the source of this 1269-nucleotide messenger RNA. RefSeq lists its product as uncharacterized. Bases 1 to 1269 code for a protein of 422 amino acids. Gene Ontology annotation, cellular component: extracellular region; cell surface. The transcript has a single exon. Gene Ontology annotation, molecular function: glucan exo-1,3-beta-glucosidase activity. Gene Ontology annotation, biological process: glucan catabolic process. NCBI's taxonomy places the organism in Eukaryota, Fungi, Ascomycota, Pichiomycetes, Pichiales, Pichiaceae. The record is from RefSeq and is a predicted model, not a curated record.